Messenger RNA from Drosophila elegans, 849 nucleotides. RefSeq lists its product as uncharacterized. NCBI's taxonomy places the organism in Eukaryota, Metazoa, Arthropoda, Insecta, Diptera, Drosophilidae. The transcript is spliced from 4 exons. The record is from RefSeq and is a predicted model, not a curated record. Bases 188 to 742 code for a protein of 184 amino acids.
UUCAGUUGAAUUUUGGACUCGACAGACUUCGGAUCGAAGCUCCGGCCGGGAUUUGCAGCUGGAUUUGGUUUUGUGUUUGGCCUGGGCAACUGGAAACUGGACUGCACGUUGUCACCUCGUUUCAUAAGCGUCGUUUUGCAAUUUCCCCUUCCCUCGUAAAAAGCAAACACAUAAUACAUAAAACGAUAUGAUGCUGCAACAUGUGAAGAUGCAUCUUCUGCUGCUCCUUUUGACCAUGGUGCACUGCAUCGCCGGCACGCCCAUCGCUCCUGCCACGCCCGACGGUGCCACGCCCAUCGACGCCCGUGUCUCGGCCGCUGAUUUUGGAGCCCAGGACGCCUUUGAUGCCGCCGACAGCUCUGUUGAAGCCACGCAAUCGCAGGCCAGUGAGGCCGGGUUCAAGAUUUCUUUGCUGCCGACUCCAGCGAAGACGGCCGAAUCGGUGAAUCUGGAGCAGGAGGCCAUUCCCUCGAAGGUGCUGAGCGUGUACGACAACAGCCAGAAGAAGCUGGCCGAUUUGACCCAGCCCAUUCCCAUUUUGGACUCGAUCAGUGAGCACGAAAAGUACGGCAACAAUGGCGACAUGUUCGACGGCAUCUCGCGAUCCAUUGUCAACGGUUACGAGGCCUUCUCCAACCUGCUGAACACCUUCAUUCAGAAACCCAAAGAGUUGGCGCGCAGCGUGACGAAGGGAAUUACCGCCCAAUUGGAUAUCAUCGGUGGCAAGUUGGUGGGCCUCUAACGGUAUUACACCACCCACUUGAACUGCUUUUUGUUUGUAAUUUAAAUAAAUACUUUAAUUUAUUUGUAACUUAACACGAACAUGUUGUGUAGGAAUGUAUUUCGAUA